UGUUUUUCCAGUUCGAGAUAUUUUGAUAACCAACUAACUAAUUCUCUAUGGACGCGGGAACUCUUCUCUGUCCGAUUCCGUUAAACCCUAACCGUCCUUACAGCCUUCGUCGUUUCUCUUUCCCGCGCUUUAUUAGGGCCUCUUCCACUUCCCAGGGAGAUUACAAAGGGCCGAAGCCAAAGAGGGAAUGGGUGGCCGAUUGGGUAUCCAGAAACGACGACGCCGUUCGGAGCUUGCCGAUUUAUGUUGGAGGUGCGUCUCUGUUGGCAGUUCUCGUCAAUCGCUCUGUUUCGGGUAUUGCUCCAGUGGCCGAUGCCAGCAGUGCUCAGUCUAGAGCGGAUCUAUUGACACUUGGUUUGGCUGUGACCAAUAUUCUAGUUGGUCUAGUAUGGCUGUCCAUCAGACCAAAAUCUAUAUCUGUGGUAAAUCCCCAAGGUGUAAAGUGUCAAAGGAUAUAUUCUCACCUUCCUGAUUUUGUAGUUUCCGAGUUACUAUGGCUGUGGGAGUCUAUGUCCGCCGUAAGUUGCUGCAGGUCUCUGGUUAUUGUUUAUGAUAGCAUCUGUAUCCUCCAAAUAGGAAUUGCUGCUGCCUCUUCCUUUGAUGAAGUUGAACCAGUGGUUGUAGAUGUCAAUAAAUUAAUCCAAGGAUCACUCUACCGUGGUGUUUUAAAAUCUGGAUCACAGAGCUACUUGGCCAACUUGUCCCUUUAUCCUGGGAAGUCUGAGCUGCCAUUUCUGCCUUCAAAUACACAGGCAGUCAUCCUGCAACCACUUGGAGACAAAGGAAUUGCAAUAAUUGGAGGUGACACAAUUAGGGGCUUCACAACUUCUGACCAGGCAUGGAUUACAUUGAUUGGAGAGAAGUUGGAUGCUACACUCACAAAAUAUGUGAAUAACAUCACUCUGGCAGGUCAUAUAGAAGUUGAAAACAAUCAAACUUUGAAAUCUUAGGUUUGCAUAGCAUUCUUUGAAAGUUUUAUUCAAGUCUUUUGUUCCUUCCCCUCUUUGGUCCUGCUAGUGAUACUGCAGAAGAAGAGAUC
Ilex paraguariensis (yerba mate) is the source of this 1039-nucleotide messenger RNA. NCBI's taxonomy places the organism in Eukaryota, Viridiplantae, Streptophyta, Magnoliopsida, Aquifoliales, Aquifoliaceae. The record is from the annotation of a GenBank genome assembly.